CGGGUCGAGCCGAAGAAACCGGAGAUCAGAAGUAAAAUGUGAUUCACCGCGUACGGACGUGCAUAGUUUCUCCAAGAAGUUCAAUCAACACUAGUUUGGUAGUCAAAGAUUUUUCUUGGUUUUCUCGAAUAUCAAUCGAUCCGCCGUCCAGUUCGUUAUACCGAUAAAAGGAGCUUACUCAAAUAAAGGGCUAAGUGCAUUGGAUAAAGCUCGUAAAUUAGUAGUGCAAAAGUGCUGUCACAGAUAAGAAGAAUCGCACCGCAAAGGAUUCGCUGGAUACCGUUGGAAAAGGAUACGAAGCCCGGCAAGAAAAGAGAAAGAGAGCAAUAAUUGCGGUUGUUGAAAUGAAACCGGUGAUCAUAGUUUUUGUUUAGCAAAAAGUUGGUUUUUGUAAAUAUCGUUCUUGUUCGCUCGCCACAAGUGCGCACGACAAAUAAAAAAGUGGAGAUCUUAAUCGUUGAUAGUGAGAAUCGCAAGCAAUAAAAAAAAUAGUAUUGUUCCGAAGCUUAUGUUAAAAAGGGAAAAGUAGAAGGUGGAUGAUCGUCUAGUCAUAGUCGCGUGGUGCCUUGAAGAUACCGCAGAAGAGCCCAGAAGAAGGAAUUAAACACUCCGUCGUUCUAGCGUGUCCAUCCAGCACUUUCUGUUCUGCCGUCGAACGUCGUCGCAAACGCUGCUGGAGAGGAUAAAGCAAAAGAGGAAUAUCUAUUAUUAUCGUGUUCUGCAUGGUGGAUCUGCACGUUGGUCCGGGGACGGAGGAAGGCGGAUCGCACAACAGUACCUAACCUAAGAAAAAGAGCGCACAAGGAAGCGCAGCGCUCGGCGGAGAAGAAGCAAACUCAUCGGCGAACCGCAGUAGUACCCACUACAAACUAUCUGCCUCUCUUGUUAUUGUUGUUGAUGGCAAAAUCGGUUGGAUAACUUGCUGAAUCUGUGCAGAGGAUUUAAGACCCAGUGUAAAUUCUAGUGAAAUAUCGUUAUAAUUGCUGUACGCAAGCAAAACAAAAGUUAUUCUACUAAUCGGAACCCGAUCGGAUAAUCAAAAUUCGUUACAACAUCCCCACUGACCCAAAACGAAAACACGUACUACCCGGCACGAACUGGGAGAGAGAAAGCGAGAGACUACAUUUCUCAGGGCACAGGAAGAAUCAAAAUCCAUUCAAAAUUCCACUCAUACUAGAAAACCCCAUGUCCUCAGCCAGUAUGGAUGAGUUCUCACUAACGUUCGACGAUAACCGACAGAGUGCGACGACGGCGGCCACACUGCUCCCCCCGGGUACCACAACCCUGGCCCAGCUAUCGUCCCACUUCGAGGAUCUUCAGCUCAACAGUCCCGGCAGCGGAGGAGGCGGCGGUGGUCCGCUCAAUCUGACCAGCGUAACCGCCGGUGACAAUCAUUCCGGUGGUAACGCCGUCGAUGAACUGAUUCAGCAAAAUUCCAAGGUAUUCGACACGUUCGUAGCGAUGAUCAACGGUUUGGCGCCCAAGGUCGAGGAACGGCCAGUCAAGUACAAGUCUCACACGGAGUGUGUGCCGGUGCCGUCGUCGGAGCAUGUGGCGGAGAUCGUCGGCAGACAGGGUUGCAAGAUCAAAGCACUGAGAGCGAAAACUAACACAUUCAUCAAGACUCCGAUACGGGGCGAGGAACCGAUUUUCGUAAUUACCGGCACGAAGGAGGAUGUAACGAGAGCCAAACAGGAAAUCUUGUCAGCGGCAGAUCACUUCAGUACGCUCCGAUCGUCGAAGAAACAGGCGAUGGCUCUGUUGGCCGAAAGUAGAAACAUGCUCGGCUACAGCACACCGGACGAGAUCACAAUCCAGAUUCGGGUACCACAGAAGGUUGUCGGAUUGGUAGUGGGACCCAAGGGUGCGACCAUCAAAAACAUUCAGCUCAAGACCAACACGUACAUCAUCACGCCCAAACGGAAUCAGGAAUCGGUAUUCGAAAUCACGGGACUGCCAACGAACGUACACACGGCGCGACAGCUGAUCGAGGAACACAUCGCUACGCGGGCUGGAACGUCGGCCACCAGCUCCAGUGCCAGUUCGAGCAGCUCGAGCAGUUCCAGCUCAAGUAGUUCCAGCAGUAGCAGUUCCAGCAGUGGGGGCAGCACUGCCAACAACUCCCCACAGAGCUCACUGACCAACGGCCACCACGAUCUGCUGCAUCAUGGCGUCGGAAAUGGUGUAAACGGUUUGCAUGGUCUGCACGGACUACAAGGCCACCAGGACUUCGACACCAACCAGUUCAUCAUCGACAACCUGUUGGAGUACUUCAACAACAUGAGCACGGCGUACAACUCUCCAACGAACGGCGGAGCGCCCACCCUGAACGGGCUGGUCAAUCAUCAUCACCAUCUGACGGGUGGCGACGGCGGCCGGCUCUCCAACGGAGGCGGUGCGGAUCUCGGCGGCGUCGGUGGCCUCGGUAUGGGAGGAACGAACGGCAGCAGCAAUGGGAACGGCAUUGGCGGCAGUCUCGGCGGUAACGGUGGCGGCAUCGAAACCGUACCGGACUUCCGCAACAUCUGGGAGAACCUGAGCGAAAGCCAGGGCUCCGGUGCCGGCACCGACACGGACAACUCGUCGCUCAUCUGGACCCUGCCGUCGUCGUCGCGCAACUCCGUGUCCUACUCGCCGGACGAUUUCAUCUUUCAGCGAUAAGAGACCGGAGGCGAAGGCGGGGCGGCACCGGGAGCAUCUUAUUAUUUUUAUUAUUAUUAUUAUUGAUUCGUAAAAGCUAUUACUCUGAUACACUGAUCGGAUUUAUUUUUAUAGGCUAUUCGCGGUAGUGAACUUCACACACACGCAAGUGUUUUUAUUUUUGAUUAUUUAGUUAUUUUUUGGCGAUUUAUUAUCUACUUUUAUACGAUAUAUCUCUUCGUGGUUCGAUUAAGGUAAUGUGAAUGCAAAGUGAGACGCAAGAUGGGGAACAUUACUCGGAUGAUUCUGAGGUAAGCGCGAAAAUGAAGAAGAAUUGAAAAAUAACACGAAAAUGGAAGAAAAAGGUAGGAAAUGUCGAAGAUAAUGUACAGAUAUUAUUAACAAUCAUAACAAAAGAUGCAUCUAUGUACGUACGUAUGUUUGGAAGGAAAAGAAAAACUGAUACAGUUUAAUAAGUGAAUGCAUUUUUUUUUAUUUUGUUGCGAAGAAUUUAAGGAACAGAAAUAUUUUGUGACUCCAUAACGCACAAUUGGCGGAAAUGACUGGAAAUUGUUUGACAAAUGGAAAGUACUGGAAACAGUUUCAAUUAUGAAAUUAGUUCAAGGGAAAAGUUGAAUGCAUAGAAUUGACCAAUGACAAGAAAUGUUUCCAUGCUGAAUCCGAUGAACGUUUUGACAAUUGACUCCACUUAACGUAUAGCGACCCCUGACUUUAAAACGCGAUAUCUUUUGAAAUUAAUUAAUAAUUUAAUACAAAUUCCAACAUUUUACAAAUAAUAAGAAUUGUCACAGUUGGAAGUCAUUCUGUAUGGCACGUUACAAUCUUUUUAGAUCUGUUUUGAUGAUUGACAGAAGCUUUGUCACAGAAUAAUUCCUUAUCAGCAAGCGCUGUGAAGGGUCAAACAGAGAGCAUAGUAUUGUGAUCAGCUUAUUGGAAUUUUUCCAUCAAUUGAAUGAACCAUGCGUUUUGUUUACUUAAAUAGCAUGGCAAGUCGUCAUCAUUUCAUCAUGUUCCACAAGAUUUCUUUCGGAAUCCAGAGUUGAUUUCCUCAAAAGCGCAUUUUCUUCGGAAUCCGGGGCGGAUUUUUUAGAAAUCCAGAGCGGAAUUCCUUCGAACUUCGAAACGGAUUUCCUUCAGAAUCCGGAGAAGUGUUCCUCAGAAAUCCGGAAUGGAUUUCGAUUGGAGCGAACAUCCUGAGAAAUUUGGAGUGAAUUUUGUUUGAACUUCAGGGCGGAUUUCAUUCGGAAUUACCUUUGGAAACUGGAGCGAACUGGAGCAUCCAGAGUUGAUUUCCUUCGGAAUUUUGUUUGAACUUCAGAGCGGAUUUCCUUCGGAAUUACCUUUGGAAACUGGAGCGAACUGGAGCAUCCAGAGUCGAUUUCCUUCGGAAUUCGAAGCGGAUUACCUUCAAAAUCCGGAGCGAAUUUAUUCCGGAAUUUGGAAUCCGGAAUAGGAUGCCCUUCGGAAUUCGAAGCGAAUUACUUUUGGAAUCUUGAGCGAACUUCAUUUGGAAAUCUGAGUGGAUUUCCUUCAGAAUGUGGAUAGGAGGAUUCGGAGCGAAUUUAUUCCGGAAUUCGGAGCGCAAUUUCUUUGGAAUUCGGAACGAGUUUUCUUCGGAAUCCGAAGCAGAUUUCCAUUGGAAUCGAGAGUUGAUUUCCUUCGGAAUGCAAAGUGGAUUUUCUUCGGAAUCCUUAGCGGAUCUCUUUUGAAAUCCGGAAUCCGGAACGAGUUGAUUUCCUCCGAAAUUCGCAAUUCCUUCAAAGUACGGAGCGGAUUUCUUUUUAAAUACAGAACCAAGAGCAAAUUUUAUUCGAAACCCCAAACGACUUACCUUCGGAAUCCAGAACGGAUUCCCUUCGGAAUUCGUAGUCUUUGGAAUUCAGAGUCGGUUUUCUUCAGAAGCAAAAACUGGUUUUCUUCGAGGUCCGGAGAGAAUUUUCUUCGGAAUCCGGAGUGCAUUUUCUUCAGAAUCCAAAGCUGAUCCGGAGAGGAUUUCGUUCGAAAUCCGGAGUGAGCUUUUUUUCAGAAUUCAGAGCGAAUUUCAUUUAGAAUCUAGAGCGAACUUUCUUCGGAAUCCGGGACGAAUUUCUUUUGGAAUUCGGAGCGGAUUAUUUCUGAAAUCCGGAGCGGAUUACCUUUGGAAUCUGGAGCGAACUUCAUUUGAAUUUCCUUCAAAUUCCUGGAACUGAUUUUCUUUGGAAUUCGGGGCGAAUUUCCUUCGCAAUCUGGAGCGAAUUUCCUCCGUAAUCCGAAGAUGAUUUCUUCUAAAAUUCUCAAUUCCUCCGAAGUUCGAAGCGGAUUUCCUUUUAAGUGUAGGCUGGGAAGUAUUUCCUUCGAAACCAGGAGCAAUCUUCCUUCGGAAUGAAAUUUCUUUCAAAAUCCCGAACGAAUUUCCUUCGGAAUUAGUAUUCGAUGUCCUUUGAAAUUCAGAGUCGGUCUUCUUCGGAAUCAAAAGCUGAUUUCCUUCAAAGUCCGGAUAGAUCCGGAGCGCAUUUUCUUCAGAAUCCAAAGCGAAAUGCGGAGAAGAUUUCCUUCGAAAUCCGAAGUGAGCUUUUUUUCGGAAUGCAGACCGGAUUUUCUAUGGAAUCUGGAGCAAACUUUUUUCGGAAUCUGGAAUGGAUAUCCUUCGGAAUUCGGAGCGGAUUACCUUUGAAAUCCGGAAUCGAUUACCUUCGGCAUCUGGAGCUAAUUUCCUUCAGAAUCUGAAGCGGAUUUUCUUAGGAAUUCGUAACGAAUUCAUUCCGGAAUUUGGAUCGGAUUUCCUCGGAGUCCGGAGCGGAUUUUCUUUGAAAUUUGGAGCGAAUUUCCUCCAGAAUGCGGAGCGGAUUUUCUUUGGAAUCCGGAGUAGAUUGCCUUCGGAAUCCGGAGCUGAUUAUUUUUGUAAUCCGGAGUUGAUUUCCUCCAAAAUGUAUAAUUCCUUCGAAGUUCGAAGCAGAUUUCUUUUUAAAUCCGGAAAGUAUUCCCUUCUAAACCAGGAGCAAACUUCCUUCGGAAUCCGGAACAAAUUUCCUUCGGAAAUCUGAACUAUAUUCUUCGCAAUCCAGAGGGGAUUCCCUUCGGAAUUCAUAGUCGAUGUCCUUUGGAAUUCAGAGUCGGUCUUCUUCGGAAUCAAAAGCUGAUUUCCUUCGAAAUCUGGAAAGAACUUUCUUCGGAAUCCGGAGCGCAUUUUCUUCAGAAUCCGAAGCGAAACCCGGAAAGGAUUUCCUUCGAAAUCCGGAGUAGGCUUUUUUUUCGGAACGCAGAACAAAUUUCAUUUGGAAUCUGGAGCGAACUUUCUUCGGAAUCCGAAUUUAUUCUGGAAUUUGAAGCGGAUCAUCUCGGAAUCCGGAACGGCUUUUCUUUGGAAUCCGGAGCGGACUUCCUUAGAAGCUCGGAGCGGAUUUCCUUUUGAAUUUUGAAAGAAUGUUUUUUUGAAAUCUGGAGCAAACUUCUUUCGGAAUCCGAAGCGAAUUUUGUCCGGCAUCUGAAGCAAAUUUGUUUCGGAAUCCGGAGCGGAUUUUGUUUGGCUUUGGGAUUCGGAGCGGUUUUCCUUCAGAAUCCGGAAUUGAUUGCCUUCGGAGCGGAUUUUCUUUGCAAUCCGGAGCGAAUUUUCUUCGGAAUCCGGAGAGGAUUUUCUUCGAAAUUCGAGGCGAACUUUCUGUGGAUUCUGGAUCGAAUUUUCUUCGGAAUCCGGAGCUAUCUUCAGCAUAUCUUACGGAAAUCGAAGCGAAUUUGUUCCGGAAUCUGAAGCAAAUCUGUUCCGGAAUCCGGGGCGUAUUUUGUUUGGCUUCCGAGUUUGGAAUCCGAAGCGCAUUUUCUUCGAAAUCGUGAGUCGAUUUCCUUCAGAGCCCGGAGCGAAGUUCUUCGGAAUCCCGGUUGAUUUCCUCCGAAAUACAGAGCGGAAUUCCUUCGGAAUCCGGGCAGGAUUUCUUUCGGAAUCCGGAGGAUUUUCUUCGAAAUUUGAAGCGAAUUUUCUGCGGAUUCUGGAUCGAAUUUUCCUCGGUAUCGGAAGCAAAUUUUCAUUGGAAUCUUUUUUCUUUAACCCAAAGUGCAUCCGGAUUAGAUUUCGUCCAAAAUUCGCAAUUUCGAAGUGGAUUUCUUUUUAAAUUCGGAAAGUAUUCCCUUCGAAAGCAGACGAGCAAACUUCCUUCGGAAUCUCACAACAAUUUUUUUAAUCCGGGGCAAAUUUUCUUCGAAAUCCGGAACGAAUUUCCUUUCGGAAUCCAGAGCAGAUUUUCUUUGGAAUUCGUAGUCGAUGUCCUUUGGAACUCAGAAAUCUUUCUUCUUCGGAAGCAAACACUGAUUUUCUUCGAAGUCCGGAGAGAAUUUUCUUCGGAAUCCAGAGCGCAUUUUCUUCAGAAUCCGGAGUGAGCUUUUUUCGCAAUGCAGAGCGGAUUUCAUUUGGAAUCUGAAGCGAACUUUCUUCGGAAUCCGGAGCGAAUUUCUUUCGGAAUUCGAAGCUAAUAUCCUUUGGAAUUUGAAGCGGAUUUCCUUAAAAAUCCGGAGCAAAUGUCCCUCGCAAUCCGGAAUCGAUUUCGUUCGGAAUCCGGGGUGGACUUCCUUCGAAGUUCGGAGCGGAUUUCCUUCUGAAUUUGGGAAGGAUUUCUUGUGAAAUCCGGAGCAAACUUCUUUCGAAAACCGAAGCGACUUUGUUUCGGAAUCUGAAGCAAAGCUGUUUCGUAAUCUGGAGCGUAUUUUGUAUGGCUUCCGGAGCGAGUUUGGAGUCAGAGGCACAUUUUCUUCGGAACUCGGAGUCGAUUUCCUUCGGAGCCGGGAGAGAAUUUCCUUUGGAAUCCGGAGCGAAUUUUCUUCGGAAUCCGGAGUUGAUUUCCUCCGGAAUACGCAGCGGAAUUCCUUCGGAAUUCGGGCAGGAUUUCUUUCGGAAUCCGGAGAAUUUUCUUCGAAAUCCGAAGCGAAUUUUCUGCGGAUUCUGGAUCGGAUUUCCUUCGGUAUUGAGAGCGAAUUUUCUUCGGAAUCCGGUGCUAUCUUCCUUUGGAACCCAGAGCAAAUUUAUUUCCUAAUCCGAAGUGGAUUUCCUUUGGGAUACAUAGCGAACUUUCUUUAAAAUCCGGAGAAAAUUUCCCUCGCAACCUGAAGUUCGGGGAGGAUAACCUUUUGAAUUUUGAAAUGAUUUUUUUUUAAAUCGGAGCAAACUUCUUUCGGAGACCGAAGCGAAUUUGUUCCGGAAUCUGAAGCGAAUUUGUUCCGGAUUCCGGAGCGUAUUUUAUUUGGCUUUCGGAGCGAGUUUGGAAUCCGAAGCGCAUUUUCUUCGGAGUCGGGAGUCAAUUUUCUUCCGAAUCUGAAGCUAGAAGUUCAGAGCGAAUUUACUUAUCUCUGGAAACCGCAUUCAAUUUCUUUCGGAAUCCGGAGCGAACCUGAUUCGGGAUUCGGAGCGCUUUUCCUUUGUAGACCGGAGCGAAAUUCCUUUUCGGUCCGUCACGGAUUUCCUCCAGAAUCUGGAAAUUCCUUCGGUUUCUAUACAGAAUUUCCGUCAGUAUCGUGGGUGAAUUUCAUUUGGAAUCCGGAGCUAACUUCCUUUGGAAUCCAGAGUGAAUUUUCUUCGGAAUCAGGAGCUAUCUUCUUUUGGAAUCCAGAGUGAUUUUUUUUCGGAAUCCGGAGUGAAUUUUCUUCGGAAUCCUGAGCGAAUAUCUUUCGUAAUCCGAGGUGGAUUUCCUUUGGGAAUUCAUUGCAGAAUCCCUACUGAAUUUUCUUCAGAACACAUAACGGAUUAUCUUCGGAACCCGGACGAAUUUCCUUCGAAAUCCGGAGCGUUUUUCAAAGAAGGCCUAACACAAAUCUAAGUAAAUCUUUUUGUCGCCCAAUGUAUACUCGCAAUUCAACCAACCGUCCGCCCACGGUCUCACCAAGCGGAAUGUCCAUCCAGCUUCGUUGCUCGAUUUAUGGCAUGCAUCGAACGGCGUAGAUUCGGGAUUGCAUCUUUAAUCACUUUGUAUGACACGCUUUCCGAGAAACUGUUCUGUGUAACCCACAUUCCUAAUCUGGAACCUUGUCAUUAGCUGUUUAUUCAACGCGUUGACCAUUUCUUCGUCCAAAUCAUCCGCAUAUACGGCCACCGUCGAUCAAGAAGUACACACACGUGACACGAGUCCAUUUCUUGACUGCUGUAGACAGAUUCCUCUCAGCAUUUUGUUGAGUUUCUUGCUCCAUACGCUACUGGCGAAUAGGUUUUUCCGUGAUUUUAAAACCCGCCGCCCAGUCGGCAGAUUGCACAGCUCCCAUGUCUCGUUAUCACCAUUUUAGGGUUUGAUGGUCGACACUGAAGCUUACACACUUAACUCAUUUUACAGUAUUCGGUAAAUUUUACCGAAAUCUCAACAGCAGAUCUGUUCGGUAAUUAUUUAACAGAUUUUUUUGUAAUUUUUUCCAUUGUUCAACUGUCAAAAUCACCGAAAAUCAGUAAAAUUAUUUACCGAACAGUUCUGCUGUUGGGAUUUCGGUAAAAUUUUACCAAAUUCGGCGAUUUAUUCUAAGUGUGUAACUGAAAAUCAUUGCACUUUCGCUCCCUGGCACUAAUUCUUACCACACAACGUGACUCCUUUUGUAGUGAAUGGAAUGCAAUUUUUAAUGGUUCUGGCAAGUCGUCGCUGUCGGUUUCAUUUGGUGGAAGCGGUCCUGCAGCGGUAACUUCUACCUCGUCCACGUUCCGUUCGGCCAAACCAUUUUGUUCUGUAUUGUGCGGAACACUGGUUUUGUGCUGAAUUCCGAAAUGCCUCAAGUAUUGCUUCAUGUCACGAUUUGCGAUUUGUCCCGUAUCUCAGUAGGGUCACUUUUUUGAGUCAGUCACUAAAAAGUCUCUUUUUUCGAGCUCAAGUCACUAAAGUCACUUUUUCUCGUAAAAAGUCACUAUUUUGAACUAUGUUUUAUCAAAAUCCAGGGAUUUGUUAUGGAUAUCGUCGUAGAAUGGAAAAUACAUUUUCAAAAAAUAUGAAACUUUAAUAUGCAUACCAAUCGAAUGAUACCUAUUUUGCUCGAAUCAAAUAGCGAAUUCGGGGAAAUGAAAACUUGGAACUUGUUAGCCUUAAAGUUGCUCUUAACGUCUUCGUGGCUUCAAAGUUCAACUGAAACUUGGCCAGCUUUCAGAUUCGAUUUUCUUUUAAGCUUUUAAACAGUGAUUAAUUGGAGGGGUUGUGUGUCAUUGUUCAUGAUUUUGUAUAUUGUGAGACAUGAAAGAUGGACCCAACUUACUUAGCGACAUCCACUCCGAUCAAUACUUGAGAAUUUUUCAAAACAUUUUCUGAUGAUAAUUUGUACAUUAAAAAUUCUAUAAACUUUGGAGAUCCCAAUAAGAAGAAUCGUUUUUAAAAUAUUUUGCUGAUUUGACUCACCAAUACUUUUGGUAUUACUAUUUCAAAGAAACUUUCGAUUAAGGUAUGUUGGAACCCAAAACGAAUCUUUAGGUUUUUCAAUAAUUAUUGAUCUGAAAUCUCAAGAAGGCAAGAAAGAAUCAUGCUUUGGUUUAUUUUGUAUAAAUCCAAUUCCGAUGCAAAUAUUACGGUUGUUAUGGAAUUCUUAUAGCCUGUUAAGGUUACGAUCUAUAACUUGAAUUAAAUGAUGUGAUGAUGAAAUGCUGUAAUUGGUGUGCCUCGUAUAAACAAAUCGCUAAUUAAUGUAGAAUUUAAUCUGCGUAAAUAAACGACUCUGAAUUUUGGAAAACACGAAUUUGGAAACAUGUUUAUAAACAGGGAUAAGCUUCCAUAUAACUUUUGUCUCGUGAACUUGAAGUCAUUUUUUCUGCAAUUCAAAGUCGCUAUAUCUCGGGUACUUAUUCAAAAGGACGUAUAUGAGUUUUGUAAACAAAGAUUCAAACGUCGAUUUGUCCAAUCUGAUGGUACUCCUACGCAAACCAUCACCACAGACAGGUAGGGGAAGCCUUCGGCUACCUAUUGGUGGUGUUGGUUUGCGUGGGAGUGCCAUCCGAUGGGACAAAACGACGUUUGAAUCUUUGUUUACAAAAUCACAUACGUCCUUUUGAAUAAGUACCCGAGAUAUGGUCUUUUUUCGCCAGUGUUGGUCACUAGAGUCACUAUUUUGAGCGGCAUUGAUCGCUGCCAGCCCUGCAGUAGCUUCAGUCAAAUGAAACACUUCUUGCUGCAGUCGUCGCCAAAGGCCCAAAGCUAAGGCAGUAUUCACUGCCUUCUAUAAGGAUGUUGUUUUUCAUAUGCUCGCAUCAAUGACUGUGUUUCUCUUCGAAACGCGGAAUGUACGUCGGAAGAUCGUAUUUUCCGAAUUUCACACCACGAACCAUACUGCGAAGUUGCUUCAAAAAGGGGGCAUUCAGGAGUCCCAUUCGACGAUCCCAUGAUACAGUGUGCUUCGACAUGCACAAGCCGUUUCAGCCUUGUUGAUCUGCAACAGCCACAACUCGAACUAUAUUUGGUCAAACACUUCACACACAUCUUUCUAAAAUGCCACGCGAUUGCAGAUUUUAUCCUCAUUUUUCGCUAGUUCCGGAAUGCAUAGCACAUCAAACAAUUCGGUUGCAUCCCUCAAGUCGGUUCUGGUUGUCACGUUACCCUUAGAAACAACUGCAGGGUCACUUUUUGAAUCAGUCACUAAAAAGACUCUUUUUUUCGAGCUCAAGUCACUAAAGUCACUUUUUCUUUUCACUUUUUCAACUAUGUUUUAUCAAAAUCCAGGGAUUUGUUAUGGAUACUGCUUUUUGAGGAGAUGUAACGGAAUCGGAAAUCCACUCAUCCGUACAGUUAGGACGAUGCUUCUUUGGUUUCUGUUAACUGCCUAUGCGAAGUCUCUUUAAACAACUUCGACUUUACUCCAGGUUGGCAACAGAACUUUCGUUCUGGAGUUGCGUGGCCACUUCGAAUCCGGCAGAAUUUUCCCUCGGAUCGGAUCCGCUUACGUCUUGAUCCCGGCUGCUUCCAGGUCCAUGAUCAUGGACUCGCAUUGGUUCGGCAAGCCCAUCAGCAGAAUGUUUGAUGUCCGUCAAUCGAUCAGCUCGAAGCCAAUUCACGCUAGUUUGUGCCUCAGCUGGUUGACAUAGUCCUCCACCGUAGCACAAUUCUCUAACUCCAUUCCGGUCAGCUAUGGAAGUAGGCCAAACUCCCUUUACACUGGAGCGUUUUUUUUAUUACGCUGUUUAUUAGACUGUUUAGUAAAUCGCCAGAAAGUUGCUCAAACAAAUGGUUGCACGCGCGACGCUCCAAAAGCUCAUCCGUUGGGUUUUGCAUCUUGAUGGCCGUCCACGUUUCUUCUCAAUUAAUCACCCUCCUUCUUACAGAGGUCCAGGAACUGUAGUUUUCUCGACCUCGUAUUCACUCCGCCAAAAGCAGCGAUACGCUUCCUCCUACUGGUAGGAUUCUUGAAUUGGUCGCCACCGGUGCUCCUCCAUUCAAAUCUGCAACCUGGCCUCCCGCUCCUGUUAUCCGGGCCGGAAUUGCUUGAUCAUGAUUUUUUAAAGUAUUUUUUUUUCAUCUUUUGCUCACGGUGAUGAAAAAUUUCUUCGACUUCUUCGUUCAUUAUUAUGGUACAACAGGCUCAUAACUGACGGAGGAAUUCCCUGAAGCUUCGGAAUGCUUCCUGCGGGCUGGAGUAUCUUUAUCGUUCCGAAUUCUUCAAUAACGAUCUCUCAUGGCAAUUGGGCAUCAGGAACUUCUGUCACCGGUUCACCUGCAACUGUACCAGAACGAAAUUGGCAAAUGUUGUGCGCACGGAUCAAUCUUUUGCGUCCGCCAAGGUCCAAAGGCACGUUGUAGUUCAUGGAUCUUUUGCGUUCGAUGAUCAUGCCCGGUUCCCAUGACUUCUGGUUUCCGUGUUGAUAGUCGACGUACAUCAGAUCAUCAGACUGGAAAUCACGACGAAUUGCGCCGUGUUGAUGAUUGAACCUCUGGAUUUGUUUUUUUAUUUGGAACGAUAGGAGCUCAAUCUGGUUUCUUCACUAGAUCUAACGUCACUCGCUGGCCUACAAAAAAUGUUUCUGCUGUAGACAUUAUGGGGAUGAGUUUAUGUUGUGCAUCGGGCGUUGAUCGGUGCAUGGAAUGAAAUGCUUCAUCUUGUUCAGUCCGCGCUUCGAGGAAUCGACAAAUAGCUCAGAUUGCCAAUUAGAUUGUGUAUGAUGUGGGCGAAAUCAAAGGAUUGUGUACCUCCGUGGCUUCAGCAGAACUGCUGCAAAUUCUCUCUGGAGAAUUGGGUGCUGUUGUCCAACACCAGUGUUGCAGGAUUUCCGUAACGAACGAAUGUCUCUCGAAGUAAUUUAAUUGUGGCAUUAUCGGUCGUGUCCGCCACAUCGAAAUUUAUGACCACCAUGGCCAGGUAGUCGAAUCCGUCCAGCAGAAUAAAUGUGGAUUCGGUUCCAGGUUUCGAGAGUGGUCUUUCUUGGUGCAGCAGAACAGGCACUCCACUGUCGUACCUACAUCGACCAGCAGACGUAACUUUGAGGAAAAGGAUUUUUACGGUCUAUAUCAGGAUGGACGCGGAGUAGCUGUCUGAGAAUUUGCUUGCGGUAUCUUUGGGGAACGACAAUUCGAUCGCCCAACAUCACAAAGUUAUAUCUGAGCUGGAUUCCAUUACGGCGAGCGUAGAUUUUUUUUUUCGUUCGGUGGUAAAUUAUUGACAAGGAAACUCGGUCAUCUUCUUGAGCGUGGCCUCCUUCUGUGCUUCAGCUGCCGUAAUUCACUUUUACGGGCGUCAACGAGCGGGAUGCAAAUGCCUUGACCUCUCAAGAUGGAAAACAAUGCAUUAUCAUGGUUCUGACUCCGUACUUGGAAUCGACGCCGACAACAAUGAUGCUCUUUGAAGGGUCGUAGUGGGUCAGCAGCAAAUCUGAAAGAAGGAUAAAUUUGAACCGGUUGAAAGAUUUUUGGCACUCCUCCGACCAAUUCCAACGAGCCUCCUUUUUGACCAGAUAGUCCAUAGAUCUUCAUGUGGUUAGCAAAACUGUAGAGUUUGAAUAAAAUACCUUCAGCGUGUGUUCAUAGACUCAUUAUACCUCAGCGUGUCCAUCGGCGAGUAGCAAGCCAUGACUCUUCCAUCCUCUUGACAGAUCUCCGUGGCGUGUACACGCCACGGAGAGCCGCUGUCAUAUCAUUUCGUUCCGGCCGUUCAGGGUCACACAUUUUAGUGAGUUGAAUUCAAGCGGCUAAAUUGCGGAGAAUGGUUCACAAAAUCACAAUACGCGUCUGGAAGACCGUCGGAAAAUGGUUUCUGGUUUGCAAAAUCACAAGACGCGUCUGGAAGACGGAACGUACGGACGUACGGAAGACCAAAAGAAAAUGGUUUACGAUCUAGAAUAUUUUGCUUCAUUCAGACCCGUGGAAUAGUUCCACAAAUGCUGGGUUCUUUGGGAAAGGUUGAAUAUAUUUUAUGUCGUCCUGCGAGCAGGGUUAUUUGAUAAUUUUCGUAAUAAAUGUCACUUUUAAAUUAAUUUGAGAUUAAGUCAGGAAAUGAAACAGACCCUAAGAAACCAGUCAUUGCUUCCGAUUGACAUUUAUUCUGUUGAAAUAGUAGACUCUUGCAUUUGAUAAUAAGAAACACGAAAUCAGUCCCGUACCAACGCUAUUUGAAUGUCCAUAAGUGCUCAUAAGAUGCACAUAUGAGGAGCGAUGAAGGAUUUCAAGGACGUUCACUAGGCCAAGCUUUUUACUAAGGCGGCUAAGACUAAAUUAACAACAGUUAGGCGCCAUUAUUGUAGCAUCGGAAACAUAUUUCAAGCAUUCCUUUUAAAUUGUUCAUCAAUUGAUUACAAGCAGCAUGGCAACUUUUUAUUCGUGACUUGAAACAUGACUCCCCUGACUGCUUCGCAACAAUAAAAAACCAAAACAGUAAAAACCAUGCUUAACUUCCUAUUCAUACGAUAUUCUAAGAGAACCCAUUGACUGUCCACUUAGUAAUGCAUAAUAAAUAUAUCCAAAAAUAGAAGCAGAUACAUUUAUAAUACAAAUCAAACAGAUUUAUUAAACUGUGCCCCUUUCGGGGGGCACAACUCUAUCUUAACUAUGAUUAUAUUGGAAUGGAAAAAAAUAUAAUAUCGACCCUGAAAAUUUUAAAGAUAUCCUAAAAGAGAGAACGGAUCACGAGUUUAUUUCCCUCCUCGGAAAAUUUUGUUACAGCGUGUAGUAGUUACAUUUAUGUGUUUUUGUUUAUGACAAUUCUGAAAGGAGAGAAGAGAAAAAAAGAAGUAGAUUCCUAUUUAUAUAUGACACAUAAAAUAUCGAUAAUCAAGUGCGGAAACGUCAGAAGCAAUUUUUUUGGUGUAGCAAAACCACUCCCGCCCACUUUGUAGCCCCCCCUUGGAACAGGGGCACAUUCUCACAUUCCCCCUCAUAUUUGAAAAGGUGACUGUCUCUCUUACACCUAUCGAAGAUUGAUACCCCGAAACGAAUACUCAAUGUGCGCGUGUAUGUGUGCGAGCGCAUUUCCGGGUGUCGCCGAAGCACCCAAAGAUGAUGAAGAAGAAGAAACAAGUAUAAUACAGAGUAAGAAACCACGAAUGGCUGAAGUAACCGAAUAUGAAUAGUGAUUUUGCAAAGAUGGAAACUAAAGAAACAGAUUAUAUAAACGGAAACGAAACUGGCAUCGAGGUGAACAGGCAAAACAGGUGGCAAGAAAUGGAACAGAAAGUAAUAAUGAGGAAGAAUUAGAUGCAGUAAAAAAAAACAGAACUAUUAAUAUGAAUAUAAAAUUAUUUAUAUGGAAGUAUAUAUAUUUAUAUGAUUAUAUUUAAUUAUUAUCGAUGGAGUAAAUCUGUGACAAGAAAAUUAUAAACAAAAGAAAAGAACAAAACUGCAAGAGACUAAAGAAAAAUAUGUGAAACACACCACACUCACACAUCCAUCACAAGUAAAAGAAACACAGAGACGGAGUGAGGAAUAAAAAACAUGGAAAAAACGAUAAGCAAAAUAAAGAGGUACUUUGACUUAAGCGAAAGUGUAAGUUCAUUAUUAAAACUGUAUGAGAUUGAUUUUAUUAUCACACUAUUAUAUUGUAAUCGAUUAGUAGAUAUAUUAUAUUAUAUAUAUUUAACAAAAAAAAAGAAAGAAAAUGAAAUGCUAAAGCAAGGAAAUAUCCCAUUACAGAGAUUAGCGGCCGGCUGCAGCCGAUCCCGAUUUAGUUGUGUUUUAAACGGGCACCCAAAAGUCCGCCAAAAGAUAUAGUAGUUCUUUUUUCAAAUUAUAACGUGACAAUUCGACACCUAUUUAAAACGUUUUUUCUAUAGCAUUAUCGCUUCCCCAUUGAUUGAUUGAUCGAUUAUUACGCUAACUAUUAUUACCUUUUUACCUAAAUAUAUCAUAUUAUUAGCAAACGAAAUGGCGUGAAGCGAAAGAGCAAAUUUAACCUAUUAUACUUAUUGAAUGGUACUCUAACUUAAGGAAGCAAAAAUCAACACUGAGAAAGAGAGUAAGAGACGAAUAAAUCCUACGUUGAGUGUAAACUAUUAUAAUUGUAAACAAACAAAACAAAAGACCCUUCAAACAAACUGAACAAACUGAUUGAUUAUAUUUUUGUUAGUGCUUUUAUUUUUACCGUUUAAAAGUUUAAUUUAUUUUUAUAUAGUUUAUUUUUAUCUAAAUAUUUAUAUUGGAGAGUAGCGAAAACGCAAGCGAGCAAUAAAAUAGCGAAAUGGAAAUUUGUUUGCUUGCGAGUAAGAAAAAAAAACAAGAAAUAAACCGAACAAGGCAGCCCGAAUCGCUGCUGCAGUGAGUGACUCAAAACUAAGCAUAAAGUAAAUAUAAACUUAAACAAAAAAAUGAAAGAAAAAAAACCUAGACAACAAGCCCAAUAAAUAAUGAAUAUUGAAAAGAAAAGAGUGAAAAUAUUAUAUAGUAAACGUAGGCAGUAAACAAAACUUUAUGAUAUUAUGUUACAUUAAACAAAAAAUAUUUAAUAGAAGGUAAACAAAAAACCCAGAAAGCUCUAAAAAUACUGAAGAGACGAGAAGACAGAAAAAGAUAGACGUGUGCAGGUGAAGAGGAAAUCCCAUGACAGGAAAACGAAACUCAACUCACAGUUAAAAAGAACAAACAUGGAAAAUACAAAGAGAAAUAAACUGAAAUGAAAAUUA
Armigeres subalbatus is the source of this 16675-nucleotide messenger RNA. Its product is annotated as RNA-binding protein MEX3B. The record is from RefSeq and is a predicted model, not a curated record. Lineage: Eukaryota; Metazoa; Arthropoda; Insecta; Diptera; Culicidae. The transcript has 2 exons. The coding region runs from base 1186 to 2661 and encodes 491 amino acids. Gene Ontology annotation, molecular function: RNA binding.